CCGAGGCGCUCGCUGGGCCGAGCCUUCCGUCGAAACCAUGGGGACCAUUUCUUCCAACAUCGCCGCCUUCCAGUCGCUGCACAUCGUCAUGCUGGGCUUGGACUCUGCCGGCAAAACCACGGUGCUCUACAGGCUCAAAUUCAACGAGUUCGUCAACACGGUGCCCACCAUUGGCUUCAACACGGAGAAAAUCAAGCUGAGCAAUGGCACCGCCAAGGGCAUCAGCUGCCACUUCUGGGACGUGGGCGGCCAGGAGAAGCUGCGGCCCUUGUGGAAGUCCUACAGCCGCUGCACCGACGGCAUCAUUUACGUCGUGGACUCCGUCGACGUGGACAGGCUGGAAGAAGCCAAGACAGAGCUGCACAAAGUCACCAAGUUUGCAGAGAACCAAGGCACUCCUUUGCUGGUGAUUGCCAACAAGCAAGACCUGCCCAAAUCGCUGCCCGUGGCGGAAAUUGAAAAACAGCUGGCUCUGCAUGAGCUGACCCCAUCCACCACCUACCACAUCCAACCAGCAUGUGCCAUCAUUGGUGAGGGGCUCACUGAAGGCAUGGACAAACUCUACGAGAUGAUCCUCAAGCGCAGGAAGGCCUUAAAGCAGAAGAAGAAGCAGCGGUAGACCAGGCACCAAGGGGAACAUUGGGGAUUCCAAUACAUAGAUUCAGAGUUUGAUUUGCUGGCUUGACACACAUCAACUCAGAAGCGCUGGACAAAUGCCUGUGUUCCUGUACCUGCAGUUUGCUUAUCCUUUAAAUGAUCAGCUAUAAUAUUGUUCUGGCUAGCACUUGGGAUGCAGGUCAGAUCUGUGCAUGUCAGCUUUCUCCCCCCUCCUCCCACCCCGCCCCCAGUGAAGGCAUCAUGAUCCAGAGUAAUAGAAGAAAGCCUCCACUUUGUAACGUUCUAGCAGGACUAGAAGAUGGGCAAAGUACAGCAUGAUUUUACCAGCUGCUUCUGUCCCUGGCAACUACUUAUUCACAAGAGGCUUACCAUUAGACUUUUUUUUUCCAUUCCUCUGGAAGGUUUCAUGAGAAACUAUGUUGGGAGAUGAAAGUCAUAAAGCUUGAGAUUGCAGGGCAGGACCCUGUUUCAUUUCGAUUAAAGUUUGUGCUCCCAUCUCAGGAUCUUGGUACAAGGUGAUGUGUGCAUGAAGAACUAGACUUAAGAAAUAUUGCUUGAUGGAUGGGGUGGGUGGAGAUGCUGUGAUGGGGGGAGACUGAACUGAUUCAUAUGAAAAUACAACUUUGAUGUAUAUUGAUUAACGAUGGCUCUUUGAAGCUAGCCUUUGUGGAAGCUGUGUUUCAGGCUUACUGCAGACUCUCCAAGGCGUUGAUGGUCUUGCAUCAUGCAGGGGGGGGUAUUAUUUCCAAGAUCAACAAAAUGUGUGGAAUCUAUGAACUAGCAAUGCAUUGCUAUUUCCAGGAGUGAUGUGUGUGUUUGGAGGAAAGUGUCCCCUGACGUACCAGUUGGGUGUGAGGAUAUACAAUGUGAUCCCUCCCACCAGCGGUGCCAGAAAGUGGAGUUGGACCUUUGCUCUUUUCCUGUACUGCCUUUGGACAGGCUUCAAAAAGUGGGGCAGAGUGGAUGGGCUAUUUGAGCAGCCUGAGUGUGGCACCCACCCACCCCGGUAUUCAUAUAUUAAAAGAGGACUCUGGAUGUUGGUAGUGUAUUGAGGCACUUGAAUUGUAAAAUCUGAGCUGCCUGAUCAUUUUUGACCUGCAGCUGCUUGCCUGGUGCUACGUUCUAAGCAUUGCGCUAGAAUAAGAUUUUAUUACCUUUCCAUAAUCGGUCUAUACACUGUAGCAAUAACCAGGAAAACAUUUUUCAUUAUACCUCCUUAUUAUAACAUUCAACUGCAGGCAUACUUUGUUUCUUAAUGCUGAAUUCCAGUCCGUCUCAAUGGAUUGCUGUAUGAUUCCAGUGGCUUUCAUGAACCAGAGGCCCAGCUCACUGCAGCAGUGAGGAAGCGAUGGGGGGGGGGGACCCCAGACAGACAGACAGACAGACUUUGACUGCUCUGAUACAUUAAGUAUAGAGAAGGAUGCAGAACUACCAAACAGAUACUCUGAACAGUGCAACUGUUCUUUGUUUGUUUUUAAAACCUCUUUAAACUGACAAAUAGACUUCUUUUUAAAAUCCUGAUUCAGAGGGGUGGCUGACAAAAGUAACAAAAAAGUCAGGUGUAACCCUACACCUCCAGAUCUCCUUGAUUUUGGAAGUGUAGGAGAAAUCUGGCAUUGUUUAGAAAGGUCAUGAUCCUGCAAUACUAACAGAGGCAGUCCUGUAUGUGUCUACUCAUUAGUAAACUCCAUUGAAUGCAUAAGAUUGCAGCUAUAGAAUUACAGCCUGGGGCUACAAGCCAAUGCAGAUUUAUAUGGGAGCAAGCCUCAUGGGUUUUAAUGGGACUUACUUCUGAGUAGAAAUAUAUAGGUUUGCAUUGUAAGGCUUCAAUAAUCAUAAUGACAUGGAUGCAAACUUCAUUUAAUUCGUAAACAUGCAUAGGAUCAGGCUAUAAGGCUAAAAUCCUAUGCAUACUUACUUGGGACUUAGUUCUGAGCGAUCAUGCAUAGGACCCUACACAGACAAAAAUAAUAUUCCUCCAAGUUCUUUGGAGGAAAGGCAGAAUACAAAUGUAAUAAAGAAUAUGGGGUGGAUCCAGACUUAGUCAUGCUUAGAGUAAACUCAUUGAAAUCAAUGAGGCAAGUAAGCCAUGACUAACCUAAGUCCCACUUAUUUCAAUGGGUUUACUCUAAGCUUGACUAAGCCUACACCAGAAAUGUGAUUUCGCAAAAGAGAAAAGGUGAGGGUGGAAUGGGAUUGAGGGCCUUUUCCUAGAAUACAUAUAUGAGGCUUUGAGUGACUGGCCCUUAGUUAAUUAAAAAUUCUGCUGUAAAGCAGGCAUAUAUCCCACACGAGAGAAUGACAUCUAUGGCUCACUGAUCUUAGGUCAUUUCUGGAGCUUGGAUUAUCCACGUCCUGCUCUAAAACAGUGUUCAAAAAAUUCUGUUGCUAGUAACAGCAACAGAAGCCUAAGCUGACCAAGGGAGAGGAGAGGGAGGCCACAACUUUGAGAUAAUUGAUUCAGCAAUGAGCUUUCCUAAUAGAGUUUUUGGGAAUCCCCUUCUAACCAUCAGGAAGGAUUGCCAGCAUUUUUUCUGACAGGGACCCUGAACCUAUUAACAAUUGCACACCAGGUUAAUAUUCAGAAAAUAAAGUCCCCCAUCCCCCACAUUGCUGCAUUUCCAUUUUGACAGGGAGGGGACACGGAUUACCUAUGGAAUAAUUUGCCUGCCCUGCAGCUCUUAAAGAGGUAGGAGUUGGCACCCUCUGCAACCAAGUAUUAUUUACAUGCCUGGAGAAUUCUGUUUACAUGAAUGGAGACUUGUUCAUUGAUCUACAGAGCGGGCUGGUCCCAUUGUUUUAAAACACCGUAGAACUGUUUUUUAAUUAUUAUUUUCUUCCACCCACUGCUCUCUCAGGCACAUUUGUUACCUCAUAACUGAGAGAGAAAGAGAGAAUAUAUUUAUUUUGACACAAUAGUAAAGCCAAAUGCUGUAAUUUUUUAACUACUGUGUAGGACUUAGGAAAUACUGCUCUGAUCAAACUUUGUUAGGCCAUAAAGCUAAUGUGUGUUUGGAUUAUUUUGUCAUCUACAUAAACUGGUUUCUUGCAAACAUGAGAGACAAUUGUUAAAUUGAUUUAUCAUCUACUCCACUCCUGCAAAGCAAGUUGCACAGGUAAUAAGCAACUGGAGUUUAGGCCUCUUCUGGCCCCAGUUGAUCAAUACACAAGGUAUGCCUGUCUCUCCAGUGGACCAGCUUGAAGCUUUUGAAUUACAUAAAGGUUUUCAUCAAGUAGAUUGGACAUAAGUAAAUGGAGGCUGAAUGCCAGAUCAGUACCACUACCAUGCAGAUUGCUUUUUACACCCAUUUUUAAUAUAUUUUUAAUUUUAAUUUAAUACUAUUUUUUUUGUGAUGAAUUCCCAACAUACAGUCUUUAUUCUGUCCAAAAGAAGUCCAGGCCAGCAUCUUCAUCCAUUAGUUUUAGAUGGCCUAAGGAGAAGGCCCGGAGAAAUAGAAUAGCUAAGAAUGUUGGCAUUGAAGCUUUACGUAUAUACGACCCUCCUUUGGCUACAGAUUCUUCCCACUUCCAGGUAUUUUAUCCUCUUCAAAUAAUGUUUGAAGAUUUUUAACAUGUUACAAGAUGCCAGUCACAUUUCAGCUGUUUUCUUCACAUUGCACCAAUUAAAGUAUUCUAGCAAAACA
Messenger RNA from Elgaria multicarinata webbii, 4262 nucleotides. It is a transcript of the gene ARL4C, whose product is annotated as ADP ribosylation factor like GTPase 4C. Lineage: Eukaryota; Metazoa; Chordata; Lepidosauria; Squamata; Anguidae. Gene Ontology annotation, molecular function: GTP binding; GTPase activity. The record is from RefSeq and is a predicted model, not a curated record. The coding region runs from base 38 to 619 and encodes 193 amino acids. Gene Ontology annotation, cellular component: cytoplasm; plasma membrane. Gene Ontology annotation, biological process: intracellular protein transport; endocytic recycling. The transcript has a single exon.